AUGCACCUACCACGUGGUGGGUGCGAGGCCAUUGCCAUUGCCAUUGCCAUCGCCAUCGCCAUCGCCAUCGCCGUCGAUGCGAACGAGAUGGCCCAGCAACAACCACAAGAACAACCACCAAAACAACCACAAGAACAACAGCCACCGAGACACAAACAACAACAACAACAACAACAACCGCCACUCGGGCAACAGCAAUAG
Drepanopeziza brunnea f. sp. 'multigermtubi' MB_m1 is the source of this 201-nucleotide messenger RNA. The record is from RefSeq and is a predicted model, not a curated record. NCBI's taxonomy places the organism in Eukaryota, Fungi, Ascomycota, Leotiomycetes, Helotiales, Drepanopezizaceae.